Molecule: messenger RNA, 2523 nt
Organism: Ornithorhynchus anatinus (platypus)
Lineage: Eukaryota; Metazoa; Chordata; Mammalia; Monotremata; Ornithorhynchidae
Gene: SLC39A4
Product: solute carrier family 39 member 4
Exons: 12
Coding region: 194-2230 (678 amino acids)
Biological process (GO): zinc ion import across plasma membrane; intracellular zinc ion homeostasis
Cellular component (GO): membrane
Molecular function (GO): zinc ion transmembrane transporter activity
Source: RefSeq, a predicted model, not a curated record
ACCUGACACCGGACCCGCCGCCGGGCCCCGCCACCGACGGCCCAACCACCGACGGCCCGCAGCAUCUGCCUCUGGAGAGGAGCGGGACAGCCGCACGACCACCCGCCCGCCCACCCCGAGACGCCACAGACCCGCCCGCCGACACCGACCGACGGCCGGACAGAGGGCCGGAGAGGGGGGGGCCGGCGGCGCUAUGGGGGUGCCGUGGGUCUGGCUCCUGGGGGUCUGGCUGGGGGUCUGCCCGCCCGGCCUGCGGGGCUGCCUGUGGGCCGGGGCCGGGCCCGGGACCAGCCUGCUGGCGCUGCUGGCCGACGGGGACGGUCCUCUGGGCCGGGCCACCCUGGGCUCCGUGUUAAAUACCCUGGCGGCCCGUGUGCACUGCCCCGCCGGGCCGUGUGGAAAGUGCCUGAACGAGGAGGACGCGCUGGCCCUGCUGGGGAGGUCCGAGGGGCCGGUGCUGGGCCCCGGGGAUGUGCCGCGCCUCAGUGCCGGGGCCCUGCUCUAUCUCAGUGACCCCCUCGGGGUGUGCGCCGACGCCACGGCCCGACUCUGGGGACCUCGGGCUGAAGCCCUCCUCCGGCACCUGGAAGGACCUCCGGACGACCCCGGCCCCCUGCCCGCUCCGGCCCCCGCCUCCGACAUCGCCGUGAACUCCGACCUCCUGAGCCAGCUGAUGAGGAGGGUCCUGACCCACUACCGUCCGGAGCCUGGGGGCUCCGAGCCCUGUGUGGAUGCCGGCCAAGUGUUGGCAGAAGCGGCGGGGGCCGCGGGGCCCGGGGGCCGGGGGCCAGAGCGGGGUUGCUGGCCGCCCCUGCUGGACCACGUCCUGGCCGGGUCCUGCUUCCACGCCCUGCCCCCACCGGGCUACUUCGUGGACUACGUCUUCCGACACGUCGGCAAUGAGUCCCGCAAUCUCACACUGACUGAGCUGAGCGCCCUGAUGGGACACCUAAGGGUGGGGAAGGAGGCCUCAGCCCAGCCCCACGAUCACACGGACCCCGGCCACCACGACCACGUGGACCACAGCCACUCGGAGCGACGGAGGAGGAGGAGGAGGAACGGCCCCCGGCCGGGGGAGUCUCGGGAGUCCAGCGAAGUGUGGGACACGGUGUGUCUGAGCGCGUCGGAGCUGCUGGAGGUGUAUGGGAUAGCGGGGGCCGGAGGCGUCUCCCCCGCGGCCUGGGCUCGGCUCAGUCCGGCGCUCGUCCAGCAGCAGCUGAGCGGAGCCUGCCUCCCGUCCCCCGACCCGGCCCCGUCGGCCGGACGGCUGACCCAGACGGAGAAGUACCUGUACGGGUCGCUGGCGACCCUGCUCGUCUGUCUGGGCUCUCUCGUCGGCCUCGUCUUCCUGUCCUGCUCCGCUUGCGCCGCCGCCUCCCGCUACGUCACCCAGACCUUCCUGAGCCUGGCCGUGGGUUCGCUCACCGGAGACGCCGUCCUCCACCUCAUCCCCAAGGUCCUGGGCCUGCAUUCCCACGAGGCCGAGGAGGGGCCGGAAGCCGUGGAGCCGGUGUGGCGGCUGCUGGUGGUGCUGGGCGGCUUCUACAGCUUCUUCCUUCUGGAAUCCCUCUUCAGCCUCCUGGGAGCCCACGGCCACAAGGACUCGACGGACGGGCACUGCGAUCGUGGGCUGCCCCUGCAGAUGGCACAGAACGAGCUGAAGCUGAAGAAACAGCCAUCCCCGGAGGGGUCCCGUGCUGACCUGGUCUCCAUCGACAACCCGGAGCAGGGCGGCCUGGAGACCCAGAAGUCCAGUCGGGAGUUACAGGUCCUGCCCUACAUGAUCACGGUCGGCGACGCGCUGCACAACUUCGCGGACGGGCUGGCGGUGGGCGCCGCCUUCUCCUCCUCCUGGAGCACCGGUCUGGCCACGUCGCUGGCCGUGCUCUGCCACGAGUUGCCCCACGAGCUGGGCGACUUCGCCGCGCUGCUGCACGUGGGGCUGAGCGUGCGGCGGGCGCUGCUGCUGAACUUCGGCUCGGCCCUGACGGCCUUCCUGGGCCUCUACCUGGCUCUGGCCGUGGGGGCCCAAGGGGACUUCGAGGUCUGGAUCCUGUCGGUGGCCACCGGCCUCUUCCUCUACGUGGCUCUCUGCGACAUGCUUCCCGCCAUGCUGAGCGUGAAGGACCCGCGGCCCCGGCUCCUCUUCCUGCUCCACAACGUGGGGCUGCUCGGUGGCUGGGCCAUCCUGCUGCUGCUCUCGGUGUAUGAGGAGGACAUCGCCCUCUGACCCCUCGACCCCCCCCGCCCUCGAGCAGCACCCUUUGACCCCCGAUCUCCCGGACGAGGUCAUUCCGACGUCACCGACGGGCUCCGGCUCGCCCAAGCGCUCAGUGCAGUGUCCCGCACCCGGUCAGCACUCAAUAAAUAUCGAUCGAUCGAUCGAUGGGAUCGACUCCCCCUCGUACCCCGUGAUCUUGCCGAUCUAGUCGCACACUGCCUUUCGACCUCCCCUCUUCUGUGACGCUCAAUACGGUGUCCCGCCCGCAGUAAGCACUCGGUAAAUACAAUCGAUUGUAUUUA